This is a messenger RNA of Amaranthus tricolor (Joseph's coat), 1096 nucleotides long. RefSeq names its product ras-related protein RIC1-like. Lineage: Eukaryota; Viridiplantae; Streptophyta; Magnoliopsida; Caryophyllales; Amaranthaceae. Gene Ontology annotation, molecular function: GTPase activity; GTP binding. The coding region runs from base 214 to 822 and encodes 202 amino acids. The transcript is spliced from 8 exons. The record is from RefSeq and is a predicted model, not a curated record.
UGAGUUGUGGGGCAUAAGAACGGGUUAUACAGCUGGCAAGGGAAAGGAAGCCGUGCCAAGCAGUUGAUUCAUCGACGAUUUCCCCAAAUCUCUGUCGCCUUUUCCCCAAAUUUAUCUGCUCUUUUAUCGAUCUAAAUCCUAUAAUCUUCUGUUGACAUAUCAAACUAGGGUUUCACACUCAAUUGUUUCGAUCACCUUUCACUACUGCUCGCCAUGGCUCAAGAGUAUGAUUACCUUUUUAAGCUUUUGCUUAUCGGAGAUUCUGGAGUUGGAAAAUCGUGCCUUUUGCUCAGAUUUGCGGAUGAUUCUUACGUUGAAAGCUACAUCAGCACUAUAGGAGUUGAUUUUAAAAUUCGUACAGUUGAACAAGAAGGAAAGAGCAUCAAGCUUCAAAUUUGGGAUACUGCGGGACAAGAGCGUUUCCGAACUAUUACAAGUAGUUACUACCGUGGUGCUCAUGGAAUUAUAAUUGUAUAUGAUGUAACGGAUCAACAAAGCUUUGAAAAUGUCAAGCAGUGGCUGAAUGAGAUUGAUCGCUAUGCAAGUGAUAAUGUUGUCAAAAUUUUGGUCGGAAACAAAUGUGAUUUAACCUCCAACAAGGUUGUUUCUUAUGAAACCGCAAAGGCAUUUGCGGAUGAGAUUGGGAUCCCAUUCUUGGAAACAAGUGCUAAGAAUUCAACAAAUGUAGAAGAAGCAUUCAUGACCAUGGCAGCAGAGAUCAAAAAAAGAGUGGCAAGUCAGCCGGCAAUGAAUGCUACCAAACCCACAACGGUACCAAUCCGCGGGCAGCCUGUGGGCCAGAAGUCCAACUGUUGUUCGUGAUUUACGCGUCAUUCUUUAAUUCUAAUGAGGGAUGCCAUGGAGCAAACCGCACAGUAAAGAAAAUGAUGCUUGGGGUAUGUUGUCUGCAUCAGCGUUUCGAAAUUGUUUAUAUUACUCUAUGUAAUUGCCUGCAUGAUAAAAUUGUUCAUGUCAAACUCGUAGCUUGUUAUACUAAACUUUGCAGCAGAAGACCAUAUGGAACUUUUUUAAUUUGCUUUUAGAUAGGGUUGGUUUAAUAUGUUAAUUAAUGAUUUGUUUUCACUCUUCACUCUCC